AUGUCCAGCGUCGAGAUGACCAUCAGCAAGUACUGUUCCAUGCUCGACAUAUUUCGCAAAUCUGGAAUCAAGGACUUAGACAAUGACCAGCAGCUGUUUAAUACAGUUCUGACAGUGCAGAACCCGUUCUCAACACAACCAUCUCCUGCGAAUGACAGGAGAGAUAAGAUCGACAUCAAACUCAUUGAUAUGGAGGAUGCAACUGAGGUCGAACUACGCUACUGGUCGACAACUACAUCUGAGGAAUAUGCUUCGGAUGUUCUGGAUCGCCUUUUUAAUCAGCUGGAACAGAUUGUGCACCAUGCGACCAAGCCAUUGGGUGCCAUCACCAGCAUUGGGUGA
Penicillium digitatum Pd1 is the source of this 342-nucleotide messenger RNA. Lineage: Eukaryota; Fungi; Ascomycota; Eurotiomycetes; Eurotiales; Aspergillaceae. The record is from RefSeq and is a predicted model, not a curated record.